This is a messenger RNA of Daphnia magna, 3025 nucleotides long. RefSeq names its product calcium-independent protein kinase C (gene Pkc98E). The transcript has 13 exons. Gene Ontology annotation, biological process: protein phosphorylation. The coding region runs from base 222 to 2534 and encodes 770 amino acids. Gene Ontology annotation, molecular function: diacylglycerol-dependent serine/threonine kinase activity; ATP binding. The record is from RefSeq and is a predicted model, not a curated record. NCBI's taxonomy places the organism in Eukaryota, Metazoa, Arthropoda, Branchiopoda, Diplostraca, Daphniidae.
GUUUUCUCUCCGUGACGUCUAAGGACUUUGGGGAGGGAAGGCGCAGAGUUUCUGUUAUUAUUAUUAUCGAAUAGUCGACUUCUGCGAUUGAAAAAAUAUCGCCGGUCCUUCAUCGCCACAUAGGCGUAUUACAUACCACCGCAAGUUUCUGUACUAUUUGAGUGCAAUUGAGUUUCUUCAUCAAAGGCUCUUCCCUCUGAAUCGUACUGUACACCGCUCCAAUGUUUACUGGGACGUUGAAAGUGAAAUUGGUCGAGGCGGUGGACCUUAGACCGACGGAUUUUCAACGCCGUCACAAUGUCGGGUUGGCCGGGAAACUGGUGGAAAACACCAUGGAUCCAUAUGUCUUUAUUGACAUUGAUGAGGUCCAUGUUCAUCGGACCACCACCAAACAGAAAACUUUUUGUCCUACAUGGAAUGAAACUUUUCAGUCAGAGGUUCAAUCAGGCACCAACCUAGGCCUCACUGUUUUCCAUGAUGCAGCUAUACCUCCAGAUGAUUUUGUAGCAAACUGCAGCAUCUCUUUUGAUGAAUUGAUCAACAUUACCAAAGACCAGAAUUCUGACAUUUGGGUCAAUCUGGAACCACAGGGAAAGAUACACUUAGUUGUUGACCUCGAACAAGAUGCAUGCGGAAAUACUAGCAACGAGAAGCCCCGUGAAUUCAAGGAGCGCCAGGGAUUAAAUCGACGACGUGGAGCCAUGCGUCGCCGUGUUCACCAAGUUAACGGGCAUAAAUUCAUGGCUACUUUUUUGCGGCAACCAACUUUUUGUUCUCAUUGUCGAGACUUUAUCUGGGGACUUGGUAAACAAGGAUACCAAUGCCAAGUUUGUACUUGUGUUGUGCACAAGCGCUGCCAUGAGCUUGUAGUCACCCGCUGUCCAGGAAUCAAGGACACUACUCAAGAAGAGCCGGCUAUCGGUCAAAGAUUUAGUUUGAAUGUGCCACACCGUUUUGUUGUACAUAACUAUAAGCGGUUCACUUUCUGCGAUCAUUGCGGUUCUUUACUCUAUGGACUUAUAAAACAGGGCCUCCAAUGUCAAGCGUGCAACAUGAACGUCCACAAACGAUGUCAAAAAAAUGUAGCAAACAAUUGCGGUAUCAACACCAAAGAAAUGGCUGAAAUUCUCAAUGCCAUCGGCGUCAAUACAAAAAUCAAUCAGCGCAAGAAAAAGGCUUCCAUCAUUGAAUCGACUGGUUCUAGUAACGCUUCGAUGAUGAGUACGGCAUCACUACCAAUUAUGGAGUCAGAUGAGAUGGGGUCAUCGUCUGGAUUAGGCAGCUCUGCCAUAAGCGGUUCGAGCUCAGAGUGCAGCGAUACGGAUCGUUCGUCUGUCCGUCCCGACCAGGAGGAGGAAAUGAAACUGCGCAUUCUUGCUCAGCACGCCAUGAAUGAGAAACUGAACGAAAAGAUGAAAGAGCACAAGGAAACGUCAAAGCACGGUGCAGCUGCUAAACAGUCAGCAUUAGACACAUUGAUUGAUCGCGGAAGCCGUGACGGCAAGAAGAUCGGAUUAGAUGAGUUUCAUUUCAUCAAGGUUCUUGGAAAAGGAAGUUUUGGCAAAGUGAUGUUGGCCGAGUUGAAGGGCACCGACGAAGUCUAUGCCGUCAAGGUGCUCAAGAAGGACGUAAUUCUACAAGACGACGAUGUCGAAUGCACUAUGACAGAGAAAAGAAUUCUAGCCCUGUCGGCUAAGCAUCCCUUUCUCACCGCACUGCACUCAUGCUAUCAGACCAAGGAUCGUCUGUUUUUUGUCAUGGAGUAUGUCAACGGUGGUGAUUUGAUGUUCCAAAUCCAAAGAGUCCGCAAAUUCGACGAGCCUCGGGCUCGAUUUUACGCAGCCGAGGUUACGCUAGCCUUGCAAUUUCUUCAUCGCCACGGAGUGAUCUAUCGUGAUCUGAAAUUGGACAACAUUUUACUGGACAGCGAAGGUCAUUGCAAAAUUGCUGAUUUUGGAAUGUGCAAAGAGGGCAUUGUAGACAACGUUACCACCAACACGUUUUGUGGUACACCGGACUAUAUUGCUCCUGAGAUUCUUCAGGAACUGCCAUACGGUGCAACAGUCGACUGGUGGGCUCUGGGAGUUCUUAUGUACGAAAUGAUGGCAGGGCAGCCUCCAUUCGAAGCGGACAACGAGGAUGACCUAUUCGAGUCGAUCUUGCACGAUGAUGUUCUCUAUCCAGUUUGGUUGUCCAAAGAGGCCGUCUCCAUUUUAAAAGGGUUCAUGACGAAAAAUCCAUCGAGGCGAUUAGGUUGCGUGGUGAGCCAAGGCGCCGAAGCGGCCAUCAGAGUUCAUCCGUUUUUCAAAGAUAUCGAUUGGGAGUCUUUGGAGGCCAGGAAAGUUAAGCCGCCAUUCCGACCCAAAAUCAAAAACCGACGAGACGCUCUGAAUUUUGAUAGUGAAUUCACCAAGGAAGACCCCAUCUUGACUCCCAUUAACCAUGAAGUUGUCCGUGCCAUCAACCAGGACGAAUUCCGGGGCUUCUCUUUCGUCAAUCCCGAUUAUAUCCCACAUCGUCUGCUGUCGGCCUAAAAGCACAAAACAAUUCGGAGCAAGGAACAAAAAAGUGGAAAAAGAAAACGGUAGAGACAAAAUCGCACAAGAAAGAACCCACGAUCCCUCCCAAUUUUGGUUUACUUUUAGGUUUAAUCCCAUCUCUUCACCCUGUCCCUGAAAACGGAGCUGAUAUUUACAGCUCGCGGCCUAACACCUCUAUAGCAUUUAUUUCACAGAGGAUAGCGAUAAGAAAAAGAAAAAUACUGCGGAUUUUUUUUUUUUUUUUCUCCUUUGAGUUUAGCCAUCGAACGAGGGACAUUUACUAAAAACAAAACACAAAAAAAAAAGAAAAGAAAAAAAAGUAAUAAUAAUACUCUCAUUUUAUGCUCUCUUUCCAUCCCCCAGUCCUCCUCUUUUCUUGGUGACAAAAAGUUAACGAAAGCAACAUACUAAAAAAGCAAAAAAAAAAAAACAAAAACAUGAAUGGCUGCACGUUUCGCUCUCAAUGCCAAAGAAUAUUCGUUAAA